Molecule: messenger RNA, 2596 nt
Organism: Oryza sativa Japonica Group (Japanese rice)
Lineage: Eukaryota; Viridiplantae; Streptophyta; Magnoliopsida; Poales; Poaceae
Product: pentatricopeptide repeat-containing protein At1g09900
Molecular function (GO): protein binding
Source: RefSeq, a predicted model, not a curated record
GCCCGGCAUCCACUAUCUACUUCGGCUUGGCUUCGCGAUUCGCUCGCUCCCACCACAACAACCAAAGCUGAGCUGACUCGCUCCGGCCACGCCGCAAAUGCUCACCUCCUCGCUCCCGCCGCCCACCGUCCCGGGCUCCAAGCCCAGGCCCGCGGCGGCCACCUCCGUCUCCACCGCUGCCACCGCCGACGCCGCGGUCGCUGGUGGCCGGAGCGGGAGCGGGAGCGGGAGCGGGAUCGGCCGCCUCUCCGCGCUCAUCCGCUCCCUCUGCUCCGCAGGCCGCACCGCCGAGGCCGCGCGCGCCCUGGCCGACGCGGGGGACGCUGCGGGCGUCGUCGCCUACAACGCCAUGGUCGCGGGGUACUGCCGCGCAGGCCAGCUCGCCGCCGCGCGCCGCCUCGCGGCCGCCGUCCCGGUCCCGCCCAACGCCUACACCUUCUUCCCCGUCGUGCGGGGGCUCUGCACGCGGGGCAGGAUAGCCGACGCGCUCGAGGUGCUCGACGAAAUGUCGUUCAAGGGGUGCGCGCCCAUCCCGCCAAUGUACCACGUCAUCCUCGAGGCCGCGUGCAGGAGCGGCGGUUUCCGGAACUCGGUGAGGGUCCUCGAGGCGAUGCACGCGAAGGGAUGCACUCUGGACACCGGCAACUGCAAUCUCGUCCUCAAUGCAAUCUGCGAGCAAGGGUGUGUGGACGAGGCUGUGGGGCUGCUCAGGAAGUUGGCAUUCUUCGGGUGCGAGGCCGACAUCGUUAGCUACAACGCGGUGUUGAAGGGAUUGUGUAUGGCCAAGCGGUGGGGAGAUGUGGAGGAGCUCAUGGAUGAGAUGGUUAGGGUGGACUGCGCGCCCAAUAUCGUGACGUUCAACACCCUGAUUGGUUAUUUGUGCCGGAAUGGGUUGUUUGAGCGGGUGCACGAGGUCCUUGCACAGAUGUCGGAACACGGAUGCACACCUGACAUCAGAAUGUACGCGACUAUCAUCGAUGGGAUCUGCAAGGAAGGGCAUCUGGAGGUUGCGAAUGAGAUUUUGAAUAGGAUGCCUUCGUAUGGUCUCAAGCCUAAUGUUGUUUGCUACAACACCGUGUUGAAAGGCCUGUGCAGUGCUGAGCGGUGGAAGGAAGCUGAGGAAUUACUGUCUGAGAUGUUUCAGAAGGACUGCCCCCUUGAUGAUGUGACAUUCAAUAUUCUUGUUGAUUUCUUUUGCCAAAAUGGGUUGGUCGACAGGGUGAUUGAACUUCUUGAGCAAAUGUUGAGCCAUGGAUGCAUGCCGGAUGUCAUCACAUACACAACUGUAAUCAAUGGAUUUUGCAAAGAAGGGCUUAUCGAUGAAGCUGUCAUGUUGCUUAAAAGCAUGUCAUCAUGUGGAUGCAAGCCAAAUACUGUCAGUUAUACUAUUGUACUAAAAGGUUUGUGCAGCGCCGGGAGAUGGGUAGAUGCUGAGGAACUGAUGUCUCAAAUGAUUCAACAAGGUUGUCCUCCAAAUCCUGUUACAUUUAAUACACUAAUCAAUUUCUUGUGCAAAAAAGGGUUGGUUGAGCAGGCCAUUGAACUUCUUAAGCAGAUGCUAGUGAAUGGAUGCAGUCCUGACUUGAUUAGUUAUAGUACGGUGAUUGAUGGACUUGGCAAAGCUGGCAAGACGGAGGAAGCACUCGAGCUACUAAAUGUGAUGGUCAAUAAAGGGAUCAGCCCAAAUACAAUAAUUUAUUCAUCAAUAGCUUGUGCUCUAUCUAGAGAAGGCAGAGUUAACAAGGUUAUUCAGAUGUUUGACAACAUUAAAGAUACCACAAUAAGGUCUGAUGCAGUGCUCUACAAUGCUGUUAUUUCUUCGCUUUGUAAAAGAUGGGAAACUGAUCGUGCUAUCGAUUUCUUUGCUUAUAUGGUGUCAAAUGGAUGCAUGCCCAAUGAAUCUACCUACACUAUGCUUAUUAAGGGUUUAGCUAGCGAGGGAUUAGCAAAGGAGGCUCAAGAGUUGCUGAGCGAGUUGUGCUCUAGGGGAGCUCUAAGGAAGCACUUGAUGAGGCAUUUUGGAAUUGUAUGAGCUGAUAGUAUUACUGGCUUACUGCCAAAUGCCAGUGCCUAAUGGUUUUGGCAUUGCCAGCACAAACUUGCCUACUUGAAGCUACGACAGCUCAUGAUGGUUCGUAGGUGAAAGCCUAUAAGAGAGUUCCUUUUUUUUACCACAUCGUAUAGCAUACCUUACGGCUUUCAUGCAGUUUAUUACAGUGGCAUACGUAAGUUGACAAUCCAACAUUGUCUCAAGACAUUUCUUUGCUAGCAGCAUCUUUCUUAUUAAUGUUGUUGAAGACACUGAGAAUUCAGAUUCAUUGGAGCUUUCAGAGCUUUGUCAUUAUUGCUAAUUGAUGUAUCAGAAGGAUCUACUUAGCUGUUUUAUGAAUAUUGUAUCAGAGUAUUAUCUAACUUUCCAAUUUCAUUACAAUAGUAGGAGAAACCGUCUUACAUAUAGAGCAAUUGUACUCAAGAAAAUGGAAAGCAGAAAUGCGAAGAGAAUCUGACUAGUGCAGUAGAUAAUAAUUACAAACUUCCCAUUGAAAUAUUGGGCUUUUUGGAGAUUCAGAAUUUAAGGCCAGGUGAGUUUGUUGCU